Hydra vulgaris (swiftwater hydra) is the source of this 1217-nucleotide messenger RNA. RefSeq names its product cell cycle checkpoint protein RAD1. Gene Ontology annotation, molecular function: 3'-5' exonuclease activity. Gene Ontology annotation, cellular component: checkpoint clamp complex; nucleus. Lineage: Eukaryota; Metazoa; Cnidaria; Hydrozoa; Anthoathecata; Hydridae. Gene Ontology annotation, biological process: DNA damage checkpoint signaling; DNA repair. The record is from RefSeq and is a predicted model, not a curated record.
UGUACUAUAUCCAAUAUUACAUCCUAUCAAUCUUACAAACCUUAUAUCUUACAAUUGAGCUAUAUUUUUUGUGAUAAUUUAAAAUGGAAAAGCAUUUUUAAAGUUAACUGAUUUUUAAGAUCUUUUUAUUUCAAAACAAGUGUUUCAACAAAUCAAAACAAGGGACUGUCCAUAAAUUAGGCAACGCUAAAUUUAUUUGAAAACGACUUAUUAAAUGUUGGUUGGAGACACUGAUAACUCUGAAUAUAUUCUUAUUGCAAAGCUUGACAAUGCAAAGAAUUUGUCCACUUUAUUGAAAGCAAUCCACUUUAGGGAGUCAGCCAUUAUUUUUGUAUCAGAAAAUGGUUUAAAAGUGACAGUUGAAGAGAGCAAAUUUCUUCAGGCUAGUGCUUUUAUUCAAUCUUCUAUUUUCCAAGAAUAUAUUUUUACAGAAGAGAGUGCUACUUUUAAAAUCAAUUUAAAUGUAUUGAUAGAAUGUCUCCAUAUAUUUGGUGGUUCAGAAAGUAGCUCACAUACUGCGUUGAAAAUGUGUUAUGCUGGUCAUGGCUUUCCUCUAAAGUUAUUAUUAGCUGAAGAUGGUGGCGUCCUAACAGAAUGUAGUAUAAAUACCCAAGAUCCAGAAGAAAUUGUUGAUUUUAAUUUUACUUCUUCUGAAGUUCGCAAUAAAAUUAUAAUGAAGAGUGCGGCAUUGAAAGAUGUUUUUCAAGAAUUAGAUAUGAGUUCAGAUGUGAUUCAAUUACUGCUUUCUCCAGCAUCACCAUACUUUCGAAUUUCAACAUUUGGAAACUCUGGGAGUAUUCACGUGGAUUAUCCCAGAGAUUCUGAAAUGAUUGAGACUUUUGAAUGUCAACAGACACAAAGUAGCAGAUACAAAACAUCAUUAAUGAAGCCUUCAAUAAAAGCUUUGUCUGUCUCAAGUAAAUUGUCAAUACGUAUGGAUAGUCGUGGUUUUUUGUCUCUACAGUACAUGAUUUUGAAUGAAGUUGGGCAAAUAUGCUUUGUAGAAUAUCUUUGUGCGCCUAAUGAAGAUUCUUGCGAGGAAGAAGUAGAUUUUUUUUAAACUAAAAAGCUGGCUGUAAGAUUUAUGAAAUGUUUUUAUAUAUAUUUAGUAUUUAUAUUUCUAUAAAUAUUUAUGUAUGUAUAUAUUUAUGUGAUAUUUCUGAGGAUUUAUUUUUCUGCGACUUGGUUUAUAUGUAAAAAUGCAGGUUUAUACAUGA